AUGGCCCCGAAGGAGGACAUGCUGCCCCCGGGCUGGGAGGAUCCCGACAGGCAAAUGGGCCAGCUCUUUAUGAUGGGUUUCGAUGGCACCACGGUCAGCCCUCAGAUUCGUUCACUCAUCGAAAACUACCAUUUGGGAUCGGUCCUUCUCUCAGCCAAAAACCUUAAAUCUGCGGAGGAAGCUACCCGACUGGUUCUCGAAUUACAGACCAUUGCCCGCGAUGCUGGUCACCUCGUUCCACUGAUGAUCGCACUGGAUCAAGAAAAUGGCGGCGUCAACAGCUUAUAUGAUGAGAUUUAUAUACGUCAAUUCCCCAGUGCCAUGGGAAUCGCGGCAACCGGGUCAAAAGCACUGGCUCAUGAAGUUGCCGUUGCGACAGCUCAAGAGCUAAAGGCUGUUGGGGUCAAUUUGAUUUUGGGCCCCGUCUUGGAUGUGCUAACUAAUGUUCGAAAUCAGCCCUUGGGUGUUCGUACCACCGGUGAUGACCCCCAGGAGGCGUCUCAGUAUGGUGUCCAGUUCAUGAAAGGAUAUCAACAAGCGGGACUUGCGACUUGCGGCAAACAUUUCCCAUCCUACGGAAACCUAGAGUUCCUCGGCUCGCAUGCCGACGUGCCCAUCAUCACAGAGUCUCUCGAGCAGCUAAGCUUGAGCGCACUGGUUCCCUUUCGUAAUGCGAUUAAUCACGGGUUGGAUGCGAUGAUGGUAGGCGGAGUCUCGAUGUCAUCGGCCGGGAUGAAUGUCAUGCAUGCCUGUUUGAGUGACCAAGUUGUCGACGAGCUCUUGCGGAAAGAUUUGAAGUUCCAAGGAGUCGUUGUAUCAGAGUGUUUAGAGAUGGAGGCACUGACGCACAAUAUCGGUGUUGGUGGCGGAACAGUGAUGGCCAAAAAUGCCGGCUGUGAUGUCGUCCUUCUUUGCCGGUCGUUCCCCGUGCAGCAAGAGGCAAUCAACGGGUUGAAAUUGGGCGUUGAGAAUGGAAUUAUCGGCCGCGCUCGUAUUGAGCAGUCUUUACGCCGCGUUUUGGCUCUCAAGGCUCGCUGUACCUCUUGGGAACAAGCACUGAAUCCUCCAGGCCUUAUUUCGCUUACACAGAUGCAGCCUUCUCAUACCAAUCUUUCUACUCGUGCCUACAACGACUCGAUCACGGUGAUGCGAGACAAGAAUAAUCUCAUCCCCCUUUCCAAUAUAAUUGACCCAAGCGAGGAGCUUUUACUCCUCACGCCACUGGUCAAACCACUCGCGGCUUCGGCAGUUACGCUUUCUGUUAAUGAGACAGCCCACGGUGGCCUCGACUCGUCGUCCUGGGAAAGGACAUCUUCAGUCAUGAGCGGGGAGAGUGUGUUUAAGGAACUUGGCCGAUCACUCUCUCGUCAACGAAACGGGCGUGUGCUGCAUACUUCAUACACGGCCAAUGGCGUAGGGCCCAUCCACGAAGAUCUCGUCAAACGUGCGAGUGCUGUGAUUGUUGUCACAGCAGAUGGAUAUCGCAACAAAUAUCAACAAGCAUUUUCGAAACAUAUAUCACUACUUUGUCAAUCCCAAUAUUCAUCAACAGGAGAGCGGCUGGAAAAGCCUUUGAUUGUGGUCUCUGUCAGCUCACCCUACGAUUUCGCCAUGGACUCUUCGGUUGGAACUUACGUCUGCACAUAUGACUUCACAGAGACAGCGCUCCAGGCACUCGUCAAAGUUCUCUAUGGUGAACUGGGCCCCUCUGGAUCAUUACCCGGGUCUAUCAGUCGCAGUCAAAAAAUCCAUCAGUCCCGGCAGCACUGGCUGGUGGAGAACUGGAAUGAGGAACGUGACAGUCACGGCUUGGAUGCCUUGCUAGAUGCAUUGCGGGAAGACUGUACACAAGGCCAGCGCUCCGAGCUUCUCGGUGCGACCUCUAGCAGUUUCCUGCUACGGAAAGAAGAUAUCGACGAGGCACAUUUCGUGGUUCGCAACAGCAGCACGCAAGCCCUGUACGGAUUUUGUGCAACAUAUUUCUUCCAAUCCUCGGGCACCGGCGUUAUUGGCUGUUUGAUCGUCGAUCCAGCUCGGCGAAAGUUGUCAAUUGGACACUCCCUACACAGCCGAGCAAUUCGCUCACUGGUCCAGCGGAAAGGCAUGAAACGCUUCCAGCUCGGCUCGCGACUUCCGGGAAUAUAUUUAGGCAUCCCUACCGUCAGUCCCGUGGAGCGGAAACGACUGCGGCAAUGGUUUGCCAAUCUUGGAUGGAACACGUCGCUCGCGCGCCCGGUAUGCAGCGUGGUGCUGCGCAACUUGUCGAGCUGGACGCCGCCGGAAGGCCUGACGGUAACGCUGCAGAAUGCCGACGCUGUUUACGACUUGGUCUACGGGUGGGACUUUGCCCGCACGAUCCUCGACCACAUCAAGACGAAUGCCCGGCAGGGCGUCGCUGAUAUUUACCGCAUGGCACUGGCCGGUGCGCCGAAUUGUGGGAUCAUCCGUGCUAAGCGGUCGACGGAUGACAUGAUUCUAGGAAGUGUUGUUGUGUAUAAUGAGCGAUCUACCUUGGCAGAGCAUAUGCCGACUCUACGCGCUACGCAUACUCCCACUCCCGUUGGGGGCAUCUCGUCGCCUGUUAUCUCCCCAAUUGCGGAUGACUACUCGACCGUGAUGCAGGGCCUGAUCUUGUUGGCCAUCCGCCAGAUCCGAAAGCUGAAUGCCAAUGCUGUGGUCAUGGACUGUGUGGACGGCGACGGCAAUUUCGAUUGUCUUUCUUCGAUGGGCUUCACCAUGCUACACAGCUUCGAGGAGGUGAAUUGUGAUGCAGCCACAUGGUCGAUGAUGCAUCCAUCGUGA
Molecule: messenger RNA, 2802 nt
Organism: Penicillium manginii
Lineage: Eukaryota; Fungi; Ascomycota; Eurotiomycetes; Eurotiales; Aspergillaceae
Product: putative beta-N-acetylglucosaminidase
Exons: 4
Coding region: 1-2802 (933 amino acids)
Biological process (GO): peptidoglycan turnover; carbohydrate metabolic process
Molecular function (GO): hydrolase activity, hydrolyzing O-glycosyl compounds
Source: RefSeq, a predicted model, not a curated record